Molecule: messenger RNA, 2793 nt
Organism: Neurospora tetraspora
Lineage: Eukaryota; Fungi; Ascomycota; Sordariomycetes; Sordariales; Sordariaceae
Exons: 5
Coding region: 1-2793 (930 amino acids)
Biological process (GO): proteolysis
Molecular function (GO): calcium-dependent cysteine-type endopeptidase activity
Source: RefSeq, a predicted model, not a curated record
AUGGAGGCUAGAGCUUUGGAACACGAGCGUCGUCUCGCCGAAUCGCAUGGCCAAGAAGCACUCAAACAUGCCAUUGCCGCCGCCGAGAUUUACAUGCGCGCGGCCGAGAAAGCCGCCAACCCCAAAGAUCGCAACCGCCUACAGCGCAAAUGUAGCGACCUCAUAGCCCUUGGUGAACGCCUCAAAGCCAAUGCCAAAUCCGCCACCACUUCUGCCCGCCCACCCGUGCCCGAAUCGACACGGACCCUGACCAUUGCCGAGAAAACUCUUAUUCUGAAGUCGUCCAAGUUGCAUGGCAAUAUCUUCCCACCAUGGGAGAAGACGCCAGGUCCGGAUGAGUUUGCCACUUCAAAGGCACCUGAUGGGUGCUAUACGGACCAUUCGCCGUUCACCCUCUCUCCUGAGCAACAAGAUAUAUUUGCCGGUUGGAAGAGACCGCAUGAGAUUUUCGUGCAUGUGCCGGAACGGGGGUCAGAUAUCUUCAUGACUGCUGCGGAAAGCAUUGACCUCGGUCAGGAUUUGGCAACCGACUGUUCGGUUGUAGCAAGCUUGUGUGCUGCUAUCCGGCAAUUCGGCCCAAGAACAGGCUCGUUGCUUUCCUCACUCAUGUACCCUUAUGACGAGGACGCUAAACGGCCAGCCGUCUCACAAAACGGCAAGUACAUCUUCCGCAUGUACUUCAAUGGAUGUUGGCGCAAGGUGCUCAUAGACGACCGUCUCCCGACCUCUUCCUCCGAGCGCACGCUUUAUGUGGUGGACCGGCGCAAUCAUCAUCUCAUCUGGCCGGCACUGAUCGAGAAAGCCUAUUUGAAGAUUCGAGGCGGCUAUGACUUUCCCGGAAGCAACUCUGGAACAGACUUGCACGCUCUUACCGGUUGGAUUCCGGAGCAAAUCUUUCUUCAAAACGAUGAUAUUGAACUGAACGAGACAUGGAACCGGAUCAAGUCAGCGUACGAUCAGGGCAAUGCGCUAGUGACUCUCGGUACCGGAAAACUCUCUCGUGAAGAAGAGCAAACUCUCGGCCUGGUCAGAGAGCACGACUACGCAGUACUUGACUUGAGGAAUGACGGCAACAACCGUCUUUUUCUAGUGAAGAACCCAUGGCGCGACAGCUUGGUUUGGACCGGCGUAGGAUCAACUGCUACUCUAAGCACCGACAGAAGUGAAACCCCUGAAGAGAGCAUGUCCAACACCUUCUGGAUGACCUUUGAGGAUGUCCUCCAACACUUCGACUCACUCUACGUCAACUGGAGUCCCUCCCUCUUCCGAUUCCGUCAAGACUACCAUUUCACAUGGACGAUCCCUCCCAAAGCCGAAGAGCUUGUCUUCACCCAAAACCCACAAUACAGCGUUCUCUCCCCCACGGGCAGCCCAGUCUGGGUCCUCCUCAACCGACACUGGCAAGACUCGGAACUCGACAUCCUCCGCGAACGCAAGCAAGAACACGGCUUCCACCAGCCGCUAAAAUCCCUCGGCUACAUGUCCCUCUCCCUCUUCACCUCCCACCCACCCGGCACGCGCAUCCCCCUUUCCGAAGGCUCCCACCAUGCGCUACACCAGGGCCCCUACGUCGACAGCCCCAACACCCUCCUCCGCUACUCUCCGACCCCGGGUGUCGCCCAAACCCUGGUCAUCGCUCAAUCCGACCUACCGCUCCCCUCUUACUCCUUCACCUUAUCCUUCUUCUCCAACUCGCCCCUUACAAUCUCCCCAGCCUCCGACCCGCUUCCCUACAACGAAACGAUAACAGGCGCCUGGACCCGCCGCACGGCCGGCGGCUCGACUGUCUACCCAUCCUAUGUGACCAACCCGCAAUACGCCCUCACCCUCACCCGCCCUUCUCCUCUGUCUCUGGUCCUCAGCACCGAGCGAGCGGAUAACCUCCCCGUGCACAUCGCCGUUCUUUACUCCAACGGCGGACAACGCGUCACGGCCGUUGUGGGAAGGGAUCUGAUUUGUUCGAGCGCUGAGUAUCAGAGGGGGUGCACUUUUGCUUCUACGCUGCCUUCUUCUAACACCAGUGCCAACACCAACACCAACACCUCAUCUACGACGUCCAGUUCCAAUCACGGCGGACUCAUAGACCCGGGCACCUACACCAUCGUCCUCUCCACCUACGAACCCGGCCAAACAGGCCGGUACUCCCUCCGCGUCAGCGCCGCUUGUCCUUUUACCAUCAACCCGAUCUUAUCCGAUGCCGCAGGCCGACUUCGCACGCCCGCUCCCCCCCUCCCUACCACUUCUGGUCACAACAACGGCAACAGCACCAACGGUGAAGCACGGGUCGUCCGCGCGCGGGUCGAUGUCAUAAGGUUAACGAGGGCUAGCGUGCUAGCUAGAUCAGUAAAGACACAAUCCACAACAAUGGUUCGCGUAGCCCUCGAACUAGGCACCAUCGAGGGUCGAAAGCGAGUUUUAGUCAGUACCGCUUCGGGAGGUGGCGGGGAGCUAGCAGCUAGUUUGAGUUCUCUCAGUCUUUCAGACAGACUCGGAGGGAUCGGAGGUGGACAUGAUGGGCAUGGAACAGAAGGAUCGGAAGGGUAUACCACCAAGGGGGAAUUCGCAGAUGCCAGUCUGGGUUUAAGAACCAGAGAGGUGGAUUUGGAUCCGGAUGUGAUUAGGAGUUAUGGGGGGUUGUGGUUGGUUGUUGAGCAGAUUGGUGGUGGUGGUGGUGGUGGUGGUGGGAAUCAAGGUCAAAUAACUGAGGAAGGAGAAGGAGGAGGAGUGCAUGUGGAGGUGUUGAGUGAUGGGGUGGUGAAUAUUGGGGCUUGGGAGGUUGCGGAUGAGGAUUGA